Acanthochromis polyacanthus (spiny chromis) is the source of this 5521-nucleotide messenger RNA. It is a transcript of the gene tbc1d9, whose product is annotated as TBC1 domain family, member 9 (with GRAM domain). Bases 596 to 4435 code for a protein of 1279 amino acids. The record is from RefSeq and is a predicted model, not a curated record. The transcript is spliced from 21 exons. Gene Ontology annotation, molecular function: calcium ion binding. Lineage: Eukaryota; Metazoa; Chordata; Actinopteri; Pomacentridae.
UCGCGUGCGGCGGUGGCGGUGCUUCAGCUGAGGAGGAGGAGGAGGAGGAAGGACCGCAGCGCUGUCUUUUUUUCGAGCUUCUUUUUCAAGCACCGUAUUUUACACUCCAGCAGACGGACGGACGCAGCCGCUGGGAGGUCUACCGGACCGUUCGCUGCCGGUUUUAGUCGGUUUUGUCGCCGCAGCGCCGCAAAACAAGCGCUGACCCGGAUCGCACCUGCCGCGGAGCGAGGACAACAAAGACCGACCAGCUGCUUCAAACCGAGCCGUUCUCCUGAUCUGAUUCGGCUAUUUAAAAAGCCCGUGGGGCACACACGAGGCUGGAGCUGCAGGAGGAGGUUUGCGUGCGUGAAAUGCGCCGAACCGAGCCGAUCCUUGCAGGACGGGUUUAAUUAUAGCAGCCUGCGCGUCCUGCCCGGACACCCAACACUGGCGAGAAUAUAAGGGUCAAUAAUCCAGAGAACACCAGGCCCUCAUCGGUGCUUUAUUCUUUUAUUAUUAUCACUUUUAUUUUUUAAUAAUUCAACAGUCCAGUGACGGUGGCUGUCAGCAGCUGUCCUGUUUGUUCAAUGUUCCGGUAAUAAAAGGCAGAAUCAUGUGGGUCAGUCCCGAAGAUGUGCUGCUGGCGGGCGCGUUAUGGAUCACCGAGAGAGCCAAUCCGUAUUUCAUCCUCCAGAAGAGGAAAGGCCACGGGGACGGAGGCGGAGGACUGGCGGGUUUGCUGGUUGGGACCUUGGAUGUCGUUCUGGAUUCAAGCGCUCGGAUGGCCCCGUACCGGAUCCUCUACCAGACUCCCGACUCUUUAGUUUACUGGAUCAUUGCGCAUGGAACCUCCCGUAAAGAGAUCACUGAGCACUGGGAGUGGCUGGAGCACAACCUGCUGCAGACUCUGUCCAUCUUCGAGAAUGAGAAUGACAUUACCACCUUUGUCAAAGGAAAGGUGCAGGGCAUCAUCGCCGAGUACAACAAGAACCACGACGUCAAAGAGGACGACGACACGGACAAGUUCAAGGAGGCCAGCGCUAAGUUCCGUAAGCUGUUUGGGAUGCCGGAAGAGGAGAAGCUGGUCAACUAUUAUUCCUGCAGCUACUGGAAGGGGAAGGUUCCUCGACAGGGAUGGCUCUACCUCAGCAUCAACCACAUCUGCUUCUAUUCCUACUUACUGGGAAAAGAAGCCAAACUGGUGGUGCGUUGGGCAGAUAUCACCCAGCUGGAGAAGAGCGCCACCCUCCUCCUGCCUGACGUGAUCAAGGUGAGCACCCGCUCCAACGAGCACGUCUUCUCCGUCUUCCUCAACAUCAACGAGACCUUCAAGCUGGCCGAGCAGCUGGCCAACAUCGCCAUGCGCCAGCUGCUCGACAACAAAGGCUUCGAACAGGACCGCUCGCUGCCCAAGCUCAAGAAGAAGUCGCCCAAGAAGGUGUCGGCGCUCAAGAGAGAUCUGGAUGCGAGAGCGAAGAGCGAGCGUUACCGUGCGCUCUUCCGUCUGCCCAAAGAUGAAAAACUGGACGGACACACGGACUGCACCCUGUGGACUCCCUUUAACAAGAUGCACAUCCUGGGACAGAUGUUUGUUUCCACUAACUACAUCUGCUUCACCAGCAAGGAAGAGACGCUGUGCAGCCUCAUCAUCCCCCUGCGUGAGGUGACAAUCGUGGAGAAGGCCGACAGCUCCAACGUGCUGCCCAGUCCGCUCUCCAUCAGCACCAAGAAUCGCAUGACCUUUCUGUUUGCCAACCUCAAAGACAGAGACUUUCUGGUGCAGAGGAUCUCUGACUUCCUGCAGCAAACCACCUCCAAAAUCUACCUGGAGAGGGAACUUAACGGCAGCCUCAACAGCUCAGAUGACGAGGUCUACUCCCAGCAUGGAUCUCUGCUCUCCAGCAGUCCGCAGCACAGUCUGGGCUCAGAAAGCGAGCGUACGUUCAAUCUGAACGACAGCAGCGUGCCCACGGCCACACAAGCCCUCAUGACCAUGUACCGCCGCCGCUCACCUGAAGAGUUUAAUCCCAAACUGGCGAAAGAGUUCCUGAAGGAGCAGGCGUGGAAGAACCACUUCACAGAGUACGGACAGGGAGUGUGUAUGUACCGUACGGAGAAGACCAAGGAGCUGGUUCUCAAGGGGAUUCCUGAGGGCAUGAGGGGAGAGCUGUGGCUGCUCUUCUCUGGGGCGAUCAACGAGAUGGCCACUCACCCUGGAUACUACGAGGACCUGGUGGAGAAAUCGAUGGGCAAAUACAACCUGGCAACGGAGGAGAUCGAGAGAGACCUGCACCGCUCGCUCCCUGAGCACCCGGCCUUUCAGAACGAGAUGGGCAUCGCUGCCCUUCGCAGGGUCCUCACCGCCUACGCAUUUAGAAAUCCCAACAUUGGAUACUGUCAGGCCAUGAACAUUGUGACGUCAGUGUUGCUGCUUUAUGCCAAAGAGGAGGAGGCUUUCUGGCUGCUGGUGGCACUCUGUGAGAGGAUGCUGCCCGAUUACUACAACACCAGGGUUGUUGGAGCUCUCGUCGACCAGGGCGUGUUCGAGGAGCUCGCCCGUGAGUACGUCCCCCAGCUGUACGACUGCAUGCAGGAUCUCGGGGUCAUCUCCACCAUUUCUCUCUCCUGGUUCCUCACCCUCUUCCUGUCCGUCAUGCCGUUUGAGAGCGCGGUGGUGGUGGUGGACUGCUUCUUCUACGACGGCAUCAAGGUCAUCUUUCAGUUGGCGCUCUCAGUGCUGCACGCUAACAUCCACCAGCUGCUGGGCUGCAAGGACGACGGGGAGGCCAUGACGGUCCUGGGCAGGUACUUGGACAGUGUGACCAAUAAGGACAGCACCCUCCCGCCCAUCCCCCACCUGCACUCUCUGCUGACAGAUAACGGAGAACCACAUCCAGAGGUUGACAUCUUCAAACUGGUCCGCAGCUCCUAUGAGAAAUUCGGCUCCAUUCGUGCGGAUGUGAUUGAACAGAUGCGUUUCAAACAGCGACUGAGGGUCAUCCAAACCAUCGAAGAUACCACUAAACGCAACGUGGUCAGAACCAUUGUAACAGAGACGGCAUUCAGCAUCGAUGAGCUGGAGGAGCUCUAUGUGCUCUUCAAGGCGGAGCACCUGACCAGCUGUUACUGGGGAGGCAGCAGUAACCCCACAGAGCGCCACGACCCCAGCCUGCCCUACCUGGAGCAGUACCGCAUCGACGUGGAGCAGUUCAAGGACCUGUUCAACCUGCUGUUCGCCUGGGCCAACGGAGCCCACUCCGACCCGCUGGCCGUGCGUUUCUUCCGUCUCCUCGACCAGAAUGGAGACGCCCUCAUCAACUUCCGCGAAUUUAUCAACGGCCUGGGCGUUCUGUGUCACGGGGAUCUCACCGAGAAGCUCAAGCUGCUCUACAAGAUGCACGUCUUACCUGAGUUCACUCAUGAACAAGAAGAACCGGAUUCUGCCUUUGAAGCCACUCAGUAUUUCUUCGAAGACAUCACUCCAGAAACAUCCAUCGGCCAUGACUCAAAGUGCAGGAGUGAGAAAGAUGACGGUUUUGUCAGGGUUACGUUUAAAACUGAGAAAGUGAAGAAACAGAACAAUCCUGAUUAUCGCCAUUACUUGAAACUGUGGAACCAGGAGACGAAACCUAAACGAGAAAAUACAAAAGAUCUCCCAAAGCUGAAUCAGAGCCAGUUCAUCGAGCUUUGCAAGACCCUCUACAGCAUGUUCAGCGAGGACGUCGCGGAGCAGGAGCUCUAUCACGCUACAGCGACCGUCACCAGCCUGCUGCUGGAAAUGGGAGAAGUGGGGAAGCUCUUCUCCUCCGGCAGAAGGGACCUCCACCUGGACGGUAGAUCGGAGCCGAGCAUGUGUGCGAGAGACGUCUCGGAUCCCAAUGUCGGCCAGGAGCCUCAGGAUCUGGGAGACGUUUUCGACCCUGCAGGCCUGGAGAACAAGUCGAGCCCCUGCGAGGAGGGAAAAGGGGACGAAGCGAGCGAGCAGCUGCCCCCGAUGCAAGACAUCAAGCUGGAGGACUCGUCUCCUAAGGACACGGGCACGUCGUCCGCCAUGCUCAUCUCGGACGACGAAACCAAAGAUGACACGUCGAUGUCGUCUUACUCGGUGCUCAGCGCCGGCUCCCAUGAGCUGGACGAGAAGCUGCAGUGUGAGGACAUUGCAGAUGACACUGUUCUGGUGCGCAGCGACAGCAGAGGGUCCAGCAGCGGUGAAGGAGGAGGAGGAGGAGGCCGAGCUCACGACCGAGGGCUGCCUCACAGCACCAGCAUCGACAAAGACUGGGCCAUCACCUUCGAGCAGUUCCUGGCCUCCGUCCUCACUGAGCAGGCGCUGGUGCACUACUUCGAGAAGCCCGUGGAGGUGGCAGCUCGCAUAACUAAUGCCAAGAAUGUGCGCAAAGUGGGGCGCCCCCUGCUGUCCACUAGUGACUAUGAGAUCUCUCUGUCCGGGUGAGGAGGUUUUGCUGAAAGACUCGUGCCGUUCUUAAAGGAAAAUGUGAUGAUCAGUCAGUGGUGUUUUUCAGGAGAAUGAAGGUAAAUGUAAAAUGUGUGAUAGUUGAAUGAAUGUGACCAAAACUGCUCUUGGCAAUGUAUUUUAGCAGAAGAAAAAGACUUUUACUGUAACAAUCACUAGAUUCUGUCCAUCUAGGAGGGAACAGGACAUUAACAUUAUGGUUUGCUCAGAUGAAAUCAGUGUGUACAUGUAGUAGCUGUACUUUAUAAGACAUUAUGCAUAGGUGUUAAUAUUGUAAUCUCUAUUACUCUUAGGCUAUAUGUAGAUGUAAAUGUCCACAGAUACAGGGGAUAAUGAUAGUCUACGAUCACCUCACGUCAUAUCUGGUCAAACUGUUGCUUUGUCACUUUACUUUUACUUUAUAUCCUUUGCUGCUAAAAAAAAUUUUUUUAUUGUUUUUCCACUGGAUGAAAAUAUGGAAAAAUACAAAACGAAGCUGUGAAAAUUCGAUGGUAAAGUGAAUUUUCAUGUCUUAUUGUUCAAACUGUCUUCAGCUCCACUUUGGCAAAUCAUGUCGUCUUUUUCACACACAAACCUCUGAUCUCCACUUUAAAUAAUCACUUGAAAAUAACGCUCCCUGUAUUCAAAAAUAAGUUCAUUCUCUCCAGCCGUCAUUAGUAGUCGCAAACAAUGACAGAAAAAUGAAUAAAAAUCUACAAUCACAGUUUACUUGACUGAGAAGAAAAAGAACAAUGGGUGGAAAAAAAACAAACAUUUUGAUGGUUCAGAAAUGAAGGUAUUUGUUCAGAGAAAUGGUGGUUACACUAAAAUGCUGUUAGAUUCUGCACUUUCUCUACGACACAACGUGAUCCACUAACGUCUGUUUGCUUGCCUUUUGCUAUUGUCUGCACUCCAAACUGAAAAUGUUCGUUUUUUUUUAAGGUUUUUACCUUUUUGCUUAGUGCAUUUUUACAUUGCUUCUUUGUUGUUGUUGUUUUUAAGUUGUUACUCUGGAUUCUGAUGCAUUGUGUAUCACUCCAUCUAAUUAAAAUUACAGUAUGAUUGAUUCAAUGCUGCACAGUAAAA